AUGUACAACUCCAAGAAUAUCUCUAACAAGAACUACUCGGUGCUCGGCGGCAACUCCAUGGUGCAGGUGAACGGCAACACGGCCUGCCUCGGGUUCGUCCGGGCGGCGGCGGUGCAAGCGCCGGCGGCGGUGAUCGGUGGGUUCCAGCUGGAGAACCACCUGCUGGUGCUCUACGUGGGGAAGAAGCAGCUCGGGUUCACCACGUUCCUCAACGGGAUCGGGCUUUCCUAA
Messenger RNA from Miscanthus lutarioriparius, 231 nucleotides. Lineage: Eukaryota; Viridiplantae; Streptophyta; Magnoliopsida; Poales; Poaceae. The record is from the annotation of a GenBank genome assembly.